Molecule: messenger RNA, 831 nt
Organism: Microthlaspi erraticum
Lineage: Eukaryota; Viridiplantae; Streptophyta; Magnoliopsida; Brassicales; Brassicaceae
Source: the annotation of a GenBank genome assembly
AUGGAGCUCUCUUCUGCGCCGGCCAUCUUCCGCCACUCCUCCUCCUCCGCUCAGCUUCUGAGACCAGCUGCUCUCGGCUCAAUUCGUCAGCGAACACCAGUCGUCUCUUCUCUUACUCCUUCCCAUCGAUUCCUACGGAUGGCGUCUCAAUCUCAGCAUCACGAAUCUAUCUCCUGCGCUUCCGUUCCCGGAGAUAACGGUUUCCCGGCGAUUACCUCCUCUCCGAUCGAUUCAGCUCGAAUAGGUGAAGUGAAGAGAGAAACAAAGGAAACGAAUGUUUCAGUGAAGAUUAAUUUGGAUGGCAAUGGAGUCGCAGAUAGCUCCACUGGGAUUCCUUUCCUUGACCAUAUGCUAGAUCAACUUGCUUCACAUGGAUUGUUCGAUGUACACGUAAGAGCGACUGGUGACACUCACAUCGAUGAUCAUCAUACGAAUGAAGACGUUGCUCUCGCCAUUGGAACCGCUUUGUUAAAGGCACUUGGAGAGCGAAAAGGGAUUAAUCGUUUCGGAGAUUUUACAGCUCCUCUUGAUGAAGCACUUAUACAUGUGUCCUUGGAUCUGUCUGGUAGACCAUAUCUUGGUUACAACUUAGAGAUUCCAACACAGAGAGUAGGAACAUACGACACUCAGUUGGUGGAACACUUCUUCCAGUCAUUGGUGAAUACUUCUGGUAUGACACUUCACAUCCGACAGCUUGCUGGUAAAAACUCUCAUCACAUAAUCGAAGCGACCUUUAAGGCCUUUGCAAGGGCUCUCAGGCAAGCCACAGAGUCUGAUCCACGUCGCGGUGGGACAAUUCCGAGUUCGAAAGGAGUCUUGUCACGGUCGUAA